Molecule: messenger RNA, 492 nt
Organism: Exophiala bonariae
Lineage: Eukaryota; Fungi; Ascomycota; Eurotiomycetes; Chaetothyriales; Herpotrichiellaceae
Exons: 3
Coding region: 1-492 (163 amino acids)
Source: RefSeq, a predicted model, not a curated record
AUGGCCGCCAAAGCAAAGCUGAACGUGCACAAUUUCCCUCGACCCCCGUUGUUAGAGUUGACAGCAAGGCGACUGGUCAUCAAAUGGGGCAAUGAAACCGUGACCGAUACAACGGCAGCAUAUUGGGCGUUGGAGACGACACAUCCACCAACCUACUACAUCCCCCGAGAUUCCAUCACCUCAUCCUUCAAACUGACAAAGAUACCGAACAAGGCGUCACUGUGUGAAUGGAAAGGCAAGGCUACAUAUUGGAGUCUCACCAACAAAGCCACCGGAGAGCAGAUCGAUAACAAGAUCUGGAGCUAUGAAGCACCGACUCCGGCGUUCAAGGACAUCAAGGGAUACCUCUCCUUUUACGCCAGCGGUGUUCCCUGGGAUUGUUAUGUGGACGACGAGAAAGUCGCACCCCAGGAAGGUGAUUUUUAUGGCGGUUGGGUGACGAGUGAAUUGGAAGGUCGUAUGAAAGGUGGUCCGGGGACCUGGGGAUGGUAG